Molecule: messenger RNA, 2603 nt
Organism: Anoplopoma fimbria (sablefish)
Lineage: Eukaryota; Metazoa; Chordata; Actinopteri; Perciformes; Anoplopomatidae
Gene: cnot7
Product: CCR4-NOT transcription complex, subunit 7
Exons: 7
Coding region: 275-1135 (286 amino acids)
Cellular component (GO): CCR4-NOT complex; CCR4-NOT core complex; P-body
Molecular function (GO): nucleic acid binding; poly(A)-specific ribonuclease activity
Source: RefSeq, a predicted model, not a curated record
ACGACGCGACAGUGAGCUUUAAUGUAUCAAAGUGUGUGUGUGCGUGUGUGUGUGCGUGCGUGUGCGUGUCUUUCAUGCAUUGCACACAUGUAUGCACCCGUGAAGCUAUCCGUGUAGAGGAGCGUGGAGCCUGCACACAGCCUCCCCAGCUGAGAGCCUCCUCUGCCCCGCAUGUUAGCUCAGUCUGCAGCCUGCUGCUAGCUGCUACCACUAACCUAAGCUAGUGCUGCUGGGAACCUGCUUUCUCUGGUUUCAUCCCCACAGCAGUGGCACUAUGCCAGCUGCUACCGUGGAUCACAACCAAAAAAUAUGUGAAGUUUGGGCCAACAACCUGGAGGAGGAGCUGAAGAGGAUCCGACAUGUCAUCCGGAAAUACAACUACAUUGCAAUGGACACAGAGUUUCCAGGUGUAGUAGCCAGGCCGAUCGGAGAGUUCAGGAGCAAUGCCGACUAUCAGUACCAGCUACUGCGCUGCAAUGUGGAUCUGCUCAAGAUAAUCCAGCUUGGCCUCACGUUUAUGAACGAGCAGGGGGAAUACCCUGCUGGGACAACGACGUGGCAGUUCAAUUUUAAGUUUAGCCUCACAGAAGAUAUGUACGCGCAGGACUCCAUUGAGCUCCUGACCACUUCAGGGAUUCAGUUCAAGAAGCAUGAGGACGAAGGUAUCGAGACGCUGUUCUUUGCGGAGCUGCUGAUGACAUCAGGGGUGGUGCUCUGUGAUGGGGUCAAGUGGCUGUCUUUUCACAGUGGCUAUGACUUUGGAUACCUGAUCAAGAUUCUGUCCAACUCUAACCUGCCUGAAGAGGAGGUGGACUUCUUUGAGAUUCUUCGCUUGUACUUUCCAGUCAUUUAUGAUGUCAAGUACCUCAUGAAGAGUUGUAAAAACCUGAAGGGCGGGCUGCAGGAAGUAGCUGAGCAACUAGAGCUGGAGAGGAUCGGACCUCAGCAUCAGGCCGGCUCCGACUCUUUACUCACAGGCAUGGCUUUCUUCAAGAUGAGAGAGAUGUUCUUUGAGGAUCACAUCGAUGAUGCAAAGUACUGUGGUCACUUGUAUGGGCUGGGCUCCGGCUCCGCCUACGUCCAGAACGGAACGGGGAACGCCUACGAAGAGGAGGCUAACAAGCAGCAGUCGUGACAUCACUCCGUAACCCCAUCCACCCUACCUGCGGGUCACACGCACAGUCAGGGCUUCAUCAAACAGAGGAUGAGGAUGAUGAUGAUGAUGAUGAUGAUGGAAGAACACAAAGCAUACACACAUCAUUUAACAAGCUGCUUCUUAUAGGCCCUGCUCACCUUAGACAACUGAAUAUUAUGGUUAAACAGCUGUGUGAGUUCAGUCCUGUGUUCCUCCGAAGCAGUGUACACGUUUGGGGUUCGAUCAUUUGAAUUUAACAUGCUUGAAAAGAUGGGAUUUUAGUUUUCCUAAAAUGUUCUGUAGAAAUGUUUUGCACUUUAAAGCUCUAACCUGAUUUUAUAUGGAAAGCUGAACAAAAGUUUCCGGUGUCUUUGUUGCCUUCUCUACGUUUCCAUUUUCCGUUGUGAACCCAAGAACCGCUCUCGGCACGCUCAGCCGUAACAUUAGCUGCAUUCUUCUCUUUUAACCUUUAAUUUAUUGUGCUAGUUAUCUGAUAUUGAGCAGACGCAAUGUGUCGGUACGCUGGCCAUCUGUCAUAGGAUCUCCUGUAUGGUUAAGAGAAAGGGAGCUCUCAGUCAGUAUGUUUACGUGCACAUGAAGAUUUCUGGUUUUUUUUUCAUUCGUUCAUAUAAAAGAUUAUGUUUGUAACGGUCUGAAUAAGAUCAAUCCCGCUGUGAUAAGCCUUAAACUAACUGAACUGGAGUUUGCUGCUUAUACAGUAUGUAGACGGGAGAGUUAAACUUACUUUUAGUUGCUGUUUUCCUGUUUGUAUUCAUGAUAAUACUCAUAAUGGUCACAUACAUGGAUAUAUACAACAUGUACUAGACACACAUGGUUUUCAUAGGAGGAAAAUGUAAUAUUUGUGCAUGUAAACACUCAUUGACACAAGCACAUAUGAAACCUCUACAUUGUCUUGCAAUGAUUUCAACUCACUUCACCAGACCUCGAAAAAACACAAAUUAAAAAGUAUAAAAAAACUCUCCUGCAUGUGAGACAUGCGGAGGUUACCUUGAACUACUCUGUUAAGAGUAAAAACUUUUAAUUAAAAUUGAGGUUUUGUAGAGUUUUAGUGUUGUGAUAAAAGCAGACAAAACUUUUACUCAGCAGAAACAAACAGCAUUGCGUUUGAACAUGCAUCUUUUUGUUCCAGUGGAGUUCAUUUCACUUGUAGUUCUGGCCUUUUGAAAUUUAAUUUUUUUUGUAAUGCUCUUUAGUUCAUUCUUGCCGUGUAGACGAGCUGCAUGUACUAGAAUGUUUGAAUAAAUGCUGUGUUGUUGAUAGAAGUAUCCUGAACUUCCCAUAGGUGUGUGUGUUGAAUUCUAGGUUUGAGAUUCAUUAACCUCGCUGAGCUGCAAAGACUGACAACCGAAGCACUUUUUUCUUUUUGCAGCACAUCUUUCACACUGUAACGGAGUCAAAGAAGAAUAUGCAAUAUAUGCAAGAAGAUUGUUUUUAGAUUAUUUUGUAA